This is a messenger RNA of Adineta steineri, 1374 nucleotides long. The record is from the annotation of a GenBank genome assembly. NCBI's taxonomy places the organism in Eukaryota, Metazoa, Rotifera, Eurotatoria, Adinetida, Adinetidae.
AUGGCAAACCACGAUUUUAUUCUAAAAAAAACAACUUUGCCUUAUCUAUUAGUUUUACAAAAACGCAACAUAUCCAUUAGUAACACAUCAACACUAAAAUUAUCGAAAAAUAUUACAUUCAGUGCCGAAAUAGGAAUAUCCUAUUUACGACAAAAUGAAAAUCAAUAUUCCUCUAAAUUUCGUUGUACUGGAGAUGAAAAUGUUAUCGAUGCAUGGAAAGAUCGUCUUUGCGUAUUUUACAAUACCUGUUAUAACAAAAAUACUAAUCAAUUUUAUUAUUUUCGAUUCGCUCAAAAUAAACCAAAACCACUUUUCUAUGAUUCAGCAAAAGGUAUGUUAUAUGAUUUCAAUAUAUAUCGUAAGCAUAAUGCAUUUGUAUCACUUUCAUCGGGUGGACAAACGCCAUGGGUACCCGUUAUUGUUAACCAAACAUAUCCAACAAAAAACUUCACAAGACUUCAUAGUUUACAUAGUCUUAUGAAAACUCGCUAUGCUGCUGGCAAUCUUGGACAUGGACUCUGGGAAGAUUUAGGAUCUAUUGCGUAUUCGAUGGAACGAAUGAAUAUAGUUGAUCGGAAAUUAGUUAUUAUGCAUUUAGAUGAAAUAGCAAAUACGACUUUGUUUCGUACAUAUCAUCAAUAUGUAAUACCUGCAUUAACAGAAAAUCCUAUGGUCGAAUUCAAGGCUUAUAUGAAAUCUUUCAAUACGGAAUAUGUAUGUUUUGAUACUUUAAUUGUUGGAGGGCAACUAAGUGUUUUUCCUAAACCGCAAAUAAAAGAAAAUCAUGGACGUGAAGCACUUUUCUACAAUUGGAGAUCAAAAAUUAUAGAAUAUAAUGGAUUUAAUCCUAAAUUUGUUCCAAAAAAGCAUCAUAUUAUCAUUACUAAUAAAUCACAUUCCAUAGCUGCACGUCCUGGUUCAAAGAGACAUCGUGCAAUUGCCAACUUACAAGAAGUAGAAAAGUUUGUCAGAAAUACGUAUCCAAACAUAUCUACUGAGGUGGUUGAAUGGCACGCUAUUCCAUUUGAUAAACAAAUUGAGAAGAUAUUACAUACGACUAUUUUAAUAACACCAUGUGGUGGUGUGUCAUUAAUACUACCGAUGCUACCGCAUGGUGCACAUGCAAUAGUAAUGGAUUAUUAUGUUACUGAUCCAGACCAUGGUCUUCUACUUGGUCAGACAGGAUCGAUGGAAGGUGCAUUCUUAAAUCAUAUUUCUCAUGUUCGAAAACAAUAUUAUCAGAUCUAUGGACCAAAGGAUUAUGAAUUUGAUUUUCCUGGAGCGAACAAUGCUCGAGAAGCUGCAUCUAUUAUUGUGGAUAUGACACGUUUACAAUUACUAAUUGAUAAAGCUUUAGAAGAAAUGGAACUUUAG